UUCCCCAUUUCGUCGCUUUGUUUUCAUUGAAGCUCUUUUGAUCAUGGCUGCUCAUUCUGCUGAAGAACCCUUCCCUUUCCACGGGCUGCUCCCCAAAAAAGAGACCGGCGCCGCGUCUUUUCUUACCCGGUUCCCGGAGCACGAUGGCAGGGGGGUGCUCAUUGCUAUCCUUGACACCGGUGUUGACCCCGGGGCCCCCGGUAUGCAGGUCACCACCGAGGGAAAGCCAAAGAUCAUUGAUAUCAUUGACACGACGGGCAGCGGUGAUGUAAACAUGAGCACAGUGGCAGAGCCUAAAGAAGGGACAAUCACCAGCCUCUCUGGAAGAACACUCAAGAUUCCACCUGCCUGGGUCAAUCCAACAGGGAAAUACCACAUUGGAGUUAAAAAUGGCUACGAGUUCUUCCCUAAGGCACUCAAAGAAAGGAUACAGAAAGAGCGGAAGGAGAAACAGUGGGAUCCAGCACACAGGGCAGCACUCGCAGAAGUCUCUCGUAAGACUGAAGAAUUUGACCUCUCACAUCCCUCACCCUCUCAGAUGGAGAAGCUGCAGAAGGAGGAAUUACAGAGUCAGUCAGAGCUGUUAGCAACAUUAGAAAAGAAGUACAGUGAUCCAGGUCCAGUCUAUGACUGUGUGCUUUGGCAUGAUGGCACAACAUGGAGGGCUGUAGUUGACACCUCAGAGUGUGGAGAUCUGUCCCAGUGCACAGUGCUGACGUCCUACAAAGAGAACCAGGACUAUGCAACAUUAGGCAAUGCUGAGAUGCUCAACUACUCUGUAAAUAUUUAUGAUGAGGGAAACACACUCUGCAUCGUCACAAGUGGAGGGGCCCAUGGAACACAUGUAGCAAGUAUUGCAGCGGGCUACUUUCCAGAUGAACCUGAACGCAAUGGUGUGGCGCCCGGUGCUCAGAUUCUCGCCAUAAAGAUUGGUGACACUCGCCUUAGCACAAUGGAAACAGGCACAGGACUCAUCCGUGCGAUGAUUGAAGUAAUCAAUUAUAAAUGUGAUCUAGUCAACUAUAGCUACGGAGAAGCCACCCACUGGCCUAAUUCAGGGAGGAUAUGCGAGGUGAUCACAGAGGCUGUACAAAAGCACAAUGUAAUUUUUGUUUCAAGUGCUGGAAAUAAUGGCCCUUGUCUUUCAACGGUUGGCUGCCCAGGAGGAACUACAAGUAGUGUUAUUGGUGUUGGUGCCUAUGUGACCCCCGACAUGAUGGUGGCUGAGUAUUCUCUGAGGGAAAAGCUGCCUCCAAACCAGUACACGUGGUCCUCCAGAGGCCCCUGCACAGAUGGGGCACUCGGGGUCAGCAUCAGCGCUCCCGGUGGUGCGAUUGCAUCAGUGCCAAACUGGACUCUUCGGGGAACCCAACUGAUGAAUGGCACAUCUAUGUCAUCCCCAAAUGCGUGUGGAGGCAUUGCACUCGUCCUCUCAGGUCUGAAGCAGAACAGAAUUCUUCCCUCGGCACCAGCUGUGAGGAGAGCGCUCGAGAACACAGCCAUUAAAGUGGAUGACAUUGAGAUGUUUGCACAAGGUCAUGGGAUUAUCCAGGUGGACAGAGCGUUAGACUACCUCACUCAACAUGCCUCAUUACCCACAAGCCACCUGGGCUUUACGGUGUCUGUGGGCUCACAGAGAGGCAUCUACCUCAGGGAUCCGUCCCAAGUUCUUGUUCCUUCUGAUCAUGGAGUAGGAAUUGAACCCAUCUUCCCAGAAAACACAGACAAUUCAGAGCGCAUCUCCCUUCAGUUGCACUUGGCCCUCACAUGCACUGCCCCCUGGGUGCAGUGUCCUUCCCAUUUAGAGUUAAUGAAUCAGUGUCGCCAUGUAAAUGUCCGCAUAGACCCAGUGGGGCUGAGAGAAGGAGUGCACUACACAGAGGUCUGUGGCUAUGACACUGCAGCACCCACCUGUGGUCCCCUGUUUAGAGUCCCUAUUACAGUCGUUAUCCCAACUAAGGUGCCAGAGAGUCGUAAUCAGGAGGUGUGUUUCACAGACGUCCAUUUCAGACCAGGCCAAAUCAGACGCCAUUUUAUCACUGUACCUCAGGGAGCCUCCUGGGCAGAGAUCACGCUGACCUCUCAUUCAGGAGACGUAUCUUCAAAGUUUGUUCUCCAUGCAGUGCAUCUAGUCAAGCAGAGGGCAUACAGAGCCAAUGAAUUUUACAAGUUUUCCUCUCUAUUAGAAAAAGGUUCAUUAACUGAAGCUUUUCCAGUGCUGUCAGGUAAAAUAGUGGAGUUGUGUAUCGCGCGCUGGUGGGCGAGCCUUGGAGACGUGACUGUGGACUACAACAUCUCAUUUCAUGGUCUCAGCACAUCACCUUCACCUUUGCACUUACAUGCCUCUGAGGGGGUGACAAGUUUUGAGGUUUUCUCUCCUCUGCGGUAUGAAGAGGUGGCUCCAACUAUCACCCUUAAAUCAUGGGUGCAGCCUCUCAGGCCCGUGACUUCAAAGAUCAAGGCCUUAGGAGAGAGGGAUGUUCUUCCAAACAACAGACAACUCUAUGAGAUAGUUCUUAACUAUAAUUUUCACCAGCCCAAAAGUGGUGAGGUGACCCCGAGCUGCCCUACCUUGUGUGAGCUGUUGUACGAGUCUGAGUUUGACAGUCAGCUGUGGAUGCUCUUCGAUCAGAACAAGAGAUUGCUGGGCUCCGGUGAUGCAUACCCACACCAGUACUCUCUGAAGCUGGAGAAGGGCGACUACACGGUGAGGCUGCAGGUCCGUCAUGAACAGUCCAGUGAACUUGAGCGACUCAAAGAUCUGCCCUUUGUCGUGUCCCAUCGCCUCUCCACCACACUCAGUUUGGACAUCUAUGAAAGCCACCGGGGGGCACUCAUGGCAAAGAAGAAAGCAAACUCUCUCACCCUGUGCCCAGGAGCCACACAGCCCUUCUACAUCACUUCUCUGCCUGAUGACAAGAUCCCCAAAGGAACAAGUCCAGGCUGUUACCUUUCAGGAUCUCUGGUUGUUCCCAAAAGUGAAUAUGGAAAGAAAGCAGGGCAGGCCUCUGCAAAACGACAAGGAAAGUUUAAAAAGGACAUAGUGCCAGUUGUGUACCACCUCAUCCCUGCUCCAAACAAAUCAAAGAACGGAGGAAAGGAGAAAGAAAAGGAUGCAGACAAAGAGAAGGAUGUGAAGGAUGAGUUUGCAGAAGCUUUGAGAGACCUGAAGAUUCAGUGGAUGACAAAGUUGGAUUCUAACUCAAUUUAUGAUGAACUGAUGGAAAACUACUCAGAAUAUCUUCCCUUGCAUGUUCAAAGACUGCAUCAGCUGGACUCUGAAAAGGAGCGUGCUAAACGUCUCAAAGAGGUCGUGUCCGCAGCGGACAUUGUCAUCUCACGCAUUGAUCAAACGGCUUUGGCUGUUUAUCUCACCAUGAAGACAGACCCCCGGCCAGACGCGGCCUCCAUUAAAAGUGACAUGGAGAAGCAGAAGUCUUCUCUGUUGGAUGCCCUGUGCAGAAAAGGCUGUGCAUUGGCAGAUCAGCUCCUCCUGCCCCUCUCUCAAGAUGGAGCAGCUGCAGGACAGACCCCAGGGGAAGAGGGGGGAGAUCCAGCCCCCAGUAGCUCAGACGACACAACACAGGCCAUCACCAAAGCCCUGUCUGACACCUUCUGGGAGGUACAGAAGUGGGCAGAGCUCACGGACUCCAAGGUCUUGAUGUUUUCGUACAAACAUGCCCUGGCGAACAAGAUGUACGGUAGAGCCCUGAAGUUUGCCACAAAGAUGGGAGAGGAGAAGCCAAGCAAAGAAAACAUGAAAAACUGUAUUCAGCUCAUGAAAAACCUCAGAUGGACCCAUUGCGCCACCUACAGUGAGAACUGGCUCCCUGUCAUGUAUCCUGCAGACUACACCCCUUUUUAAACACAUCUCUGUCCACACACAGCAUCAGCAUGGCCCUCCACCACUCUGAGACUUAAGUCCUCAGGGUCACGUAGUUUUUAAAUUUUUUUCAGACUUUUACCAAGAAAGUUUACUCUGAAUGUUCACGCCAUUAACAGUUAAGGGAAUGCAGUUUAUUUUUUGUAGUUUUUCAGAAUGGGACAAUAGUGGUCUGUUAUGAGUAGCACAGCAGGCAUUGCAUUUCUGCCUUGGCUCCAACGUAAAUGCCAGCAACGCAACGAAAACUUUUCAAUCGUCACCUUUUGAUGCUAAGGAAAUUCUUACACUGCUUUUUUUAGUGUCAUGAGCACAUUCAAGUCUUCUGACCUACCUAUUGUCAUAUCAUAAAUGUAAUUUUAUGUUUAUUAUCAAUGUCCAAUCAGUGAUAUCAGUUGAAAACAUGGUGCUGUCUGAAUUUGGGACUUUUUAAACAAUCAGACUUGUACAGACACCAUGCCCUGUAGUACACACAGGUUAUAGCAGACUUGCAUAUCUUUUGUUUUUAUCUUUUUUUUUUUUUCUUUUAAUUAGAUCUGUAUGUAAGCUCAUGUUAAAUGUGCACUAUGUAACUUUUCUGGAGAAGGGUCCGCCACCUUCUUGUCUCUGACUUCUAGAGAUGUUAUAGCAUUACCUGGUUUGUUCCACAGUAUGACAGCAUCUUAAAUUCAUCUUUAUCCAUGAAGACAAGCAAGUGACGAUUUACAGGCCAGUUCUGUGGACGAUUGCAUGGUUUUGAAGCUAUUUUUGAGCAGUUGAAAGAUCCUGUAAUUCCUGUUAAGAGCUCCAUGGAUAGAUGGUGGCAGACCCUCUACCAGAAAAGUUACUUGGUGCACCUUUUAAGUGUAUGCCAUUUUCAGCUCAAACUCAGAUCCAAAACACAACUGUAUUGAGGUGCCUUGUACUCGUACCUUACGGUCUUUUUUGGGGUGUAAAGUUUUGAUUUUUGCACUGCGAAAACGUAGCAGAAAUCGCUGGCUUCACCCAAAUCUUUUCUCACAAACCUCACUUUAACAGACAAUGCAGCUGCCUUUACUCUCAUAUUUCACUGUAAAUUAUUCAGUGUGUUAUUUCUGCAACUUGUACACAGUGUCAAAUUGUACAUACACGUAACGUACAAUUAUUAAAAUGCAAUAGCUAUAUAGUCAGAUGUUCUAAUAGAUGUAUUUUGCAUAUAUGCAUGUCGUCUAGAAUCAAGGCAUUUUAUUUGGACACAUUUUAUCUUAUUUUACAAUUUAUAAUCCCUAUUACAGUAAUAUUAUACCUAUUAUAUGAUGUUGACGAGUGUGUCUGUGAAUGGUUGUUUGUACUUUAUUUUAUGUAGUUGAACUUUUUGAAACAACAGAAGCCAUUUAAUUAGGUAGACAUGUGGCCCAUAAUGUAUUUCAAUAUGCCCUUAAUACUGGACUCAUAAAGGCAUCAAAGCAGACCUGAUCUUCACUGUGAUGGUUAUUGUCAGCCAUUACUGUGUCCUGGAAUAUUGGAAAUCAUAGCCAAUAGGUCCUCUUUGAAAAUGGGCAUUGAAAUUUCUUAGUAUUUUACUGUGGCUCUGGCAUUCACAAAUUAAUUAAGUGUGUGUUAUUUAAUUGUUAGGAAAAUCAAGUGAGUUGCUUUUGGUCAAUGCGUUUUUAAGAAUCCGACUGCAUUCACAACAACCUGUACAGUAAAAUGCAAGUGACAUAACAUAAUAUCUUUUAAUUAGUGUUUAGAUAUUAUUCAGUUACAUACUGUACAGGUUUCAAGAGACUAUGACUAUUAUAGAAAUGUAAACCAAUGGACUAAAAUGAUGCAAGAAGCAGGAAAGAACUCUCCACUAAAUCCUCCUUAAAUACAUUACUGUUGAUAUCGCCGUCUUUAGUUACCCUUUGCAUAGUGAAGUGCAUUGACCACAUGUUUGACAGUCUUUCUGGCUGUUAGGUGGAAGUGUAACCUGGGAAUGUAGAGGUGGCUGGUCUUGAGUGCAGGGCUCUGUGUCUCUGGUGAGUUCGUGUUCUUUUUUGAGACUUGGAGCUUUACUAUCACAUCACACGUUUUCCCCGUGGGGUUGCGGACCUGCUGCACUUCUGUUUUUAAAGCUUUGACUGUCUGCACUUUGUCGGCUCAGGCUUUCCCUCAUUUAAUUUUUAAUGUUGAUUUUCAUGUCAUGGCCUCAUAUGCAUUGCAGGUGUGUUUGAGCCUUGAUUUAGUAUCCAUGCCAACCAUUCUCCAAUGGCCUUAACUUUCAACUAUACCGUCCAUUUUAUAGUUUUACAUCUCUCUCACUUUGCUGGUAUCAGGAAAAAAGUUGAGUGACUUUAAAAGUAAAAAUGCCAAGAUUUUACAAUAUUUAUGUUAUAUAAAAUUGUAUGUAUGCAUUUAGUAUUUUAUACCCAGAAAAUCUUCCCUGGGUGAUGGAGUGAAAGCUCCAGCCACUGUCACAUUUUGUGAUCUCAAGACUUGCGUCAAAACAAUGAAACAACACUUAAUAAAUGACUAGGAAAAAAAAAAAAAAA
Molecule: messenger RNA, 6372 nt
Organism: Boleophthalmus pectinirostris (great blue-spotted mudskipper)
Lineage: Eukaryota; Metazoa; Chordata; Actinopteri; Gobiiformes; Gobiidae
Gene: tpp2
Product: tripeptidyl peptidase 2
Exons: 29
Coding region: 44-3865 (1273 amino acids)
Biological process (GO): proteolysis
Cellular component (GO): cytosol
Molecular function (GO): tripeptidyl-peptidase activity; serine-type endopeptidase activity
Source: RefSeq, a predicted model, not a curated record